Messenger RNA from Hydra vulgaris (swiftwater hydra), 2116 nucleotides. RefSeq lists its product as uncharacterized. NCBI's taxonomy places the organism in Eukaryota, Metazoa, Cnidaria, Hydrozoa, Anthoathecata, Hydridae. Gene Ontology annotation, molecular function: ATP binding; protein tyrosine kinase activity; zinc ion binding. The record is from RefSeq and is a predicted model, not a curated record. Gene Ontology annotation, cellular component: cytoplasm. Gene Ontology annotation, biological process: signal transduction; protein phosphorylation.
GUUAACAAAAUACGGUGCCGUUUGGAUAUACUUAAAAACUGUUAAAGUAUUUAAAUUAGAACCAAUUUAUCUACACUUUGUACAAUUUAGUAAGAAGAAUGUUAUGAUCAACUGUGUCAAACGCUUUGCUGAGAUCUGUUAAAGCUCCUACAGUAUAAAUUUUUUCAUGAAACGCUUUAAGUAUGUCAUAAAUAAGAAAGGAAUCAAGUCUAUUGUACAUAAUUCUUUCCAGUAACUUUGAGACACAAGGAAGAACUAAGAUUGGUCUAUAGUUUACAACGUUUGAAACGUCACCAAAUUUGGAAAUUGGUUUUAACAAAAACGUUUAACCCAACAGUUCUCUUUCCGUAUGUUCAUCAUUGUCCAUUACGUUGGUAUUAUUAGAAUUUAAAAAAGAUGCAAAUUUUACUUUUGUGGUUUCUAUUUUUGAUACUAAGUUAGAACCUACAUUAACAAAGUACGUCAGGGUUAAACAACAAAAUACUGAUUAAAUUGUUUAGCAAAUAUAGUUCAAGCGCAAAUUAUUCAAAAUUUACAAAAGAUAAGCUACAUUUAUUAAGCAAUGAGUAGUAGCACUGAAAAACAAAAAAAGAAUACUGAGAGUAAUGCACAGAGUACAACACCAGACUUAUCAGUUGCUCUAGUUUUAAACAAAGCUGAUAAAAAAUCUAAUCUAUCAAACGACUUCACUAAUGAUCUGAAACCAGACAAUGACAAUAAUGAAAAGGUAAUGAAUAACUUCAAUGACAUUAUUAAUGACUUAGUUCACCAUGUUUUCCUUGGCAUGAACAAGUAUGGAUAUUUUAGCAUAAAUAGUCCUUCUCAUAAAAAUGUUACAUGCAGUGCUUGCAAACAUAAUGAUUUUGUAGUCGACCGUUAUAAAUGUUUAGUGUGCAAAGACUAUGAUCUCUGUGGAGUGUGCUUUGAAUCGAGAAAGAUUACUUUUCCACAUGUCAAAAGUCAUCCAAUGGUUAGAUACAGUGGACCAAAAGAAAUAUUUGGUGAAGAGAUUGAGAAUGAAAGUGUUACGCUUGAGCAAUUUAUAACUAAGUUUAACGGAGUGGAACACGAAGCAACUUGCGAUGGCUGCAAUUCUCAUCCAAUUUUUGGCUUGCGAUUCAAAUGCGACGAAUGCAAUGAUUUCGACUUGUGCUAUAAAUGCUUUACAAAAAAAGAAGGUAUUGGUAAUCAUAAGAUAGAACAUCCCGUAUUAGUCAGUUACAGCAUUCGAAAUGUGAGCUCAUCUGACAUUGAACUUUUGGAUCGUUUAGGCAAUGGUGCGUUUGGUACUGCACACAAAGCAAGAAUAAUUUCAAAGAACAAAAUAGUUGUUUGCAAAAUAUUUGAAUGGAAUAUUGUUCAUUUAUUUAUGAACUUAAGCGUAGACAGUUUGUAUAAAAGUUUUAUUCGUGAAGUACUUGGGUAUAACGAAAUUAAUAGCAGUUAUGUCAUUAAAGCAUACGGCAGCUGUGUGAUGAGCAAUAAAAACAUAAAAACGUUUUACUUGCUCACAGAAUAUAUGGAGAAAGGAAGUUUGUCUGACCUUUUAAAAAAAGAGCCGAACUUAUCAUAUAGAUGCAGAGUGUCUAUAGCAUGCAAUAUAGCAUCAGGUAUGAAAAGAAUCCACGAAAAAAAUUUUAUACACAGAGAUAUUCGACCUGACAACAUAUUUAUAACUAAAAACUAUGUAGCGAAAAUUGGUGACAUGGGGAUCGCUAGACUGCAAGAUAAGUUUCAAAAUCAUACUGUGAUCGGACCAAUACCAUACAUGCCAAAUGAGUUUCAAACAGGAAACUAUAAUGAAAAAGUUGACAUUUAUUCGUUUGGAUUGACAAUGUACCACCUAAUAACUGGUCAAAGACAUUUAUUUGCAAAUAGGAAAAUAGAGCUUAGUAUAAAACCUCUAAUGUUUGAAAAACUAAUUAAUAGUUGCUUAGAAAAUCUGCCAAGUAACAGACCAACCGCAUCCGUUUUAGAAAAUAGAUUAGAAAUGCACUCUAAAGUUUUAUGUGAAGUAAUUUCAAAGUUCACAGGAUACUUUUUAUUACCAAAAGAAGAACGCACUAAAAUUUGUAUAAAAACAUGUAAUUUAGUUUCUGAAAUUUUUUUUCACUAA